Molecule: messenger RNA, 4195 nt
Organism: Gryllus bimaculatus (two-spotted cricket)
Lineage: Eukaryota; Metazoa; Arthropoda; Insecta; Orthoptera; Gryllidae
Source: the annotation of a GenBank genome assembly
ACGUCCCCAUAGUGACGUCCCUGUACCGACAUAAUAGUUCCCGAUUGGAUGAAACUCUGAUUGUUGAUGAUUGGGGACAGCUGAUAUACGUCAAACGCACUAAAUAAAUCAUACUAUAGCUAUCAUUGCUGGCAACUUCUCAAACACUAUUGUCUCUCAGCUGUUCGUGGUUUUUAUUUGUCCACCAUCCAGGGAAUGGCACUGAUUAUUAUUACUGGUUCAGCCUUUAGCGUACCUGAACAGUAACUGGCUUCGUAAAAUUUUCUUUGGAUUAAUGUAAUAAAAUAUUCUAUUUGAAAUGAUUUCCAGCUCUAAAUAAACCUAUCUUUGAAAUUUUUCGCCUGAACUGUUUCCUUUGUAUAUAUGUGAUGCGUGACAGCUUUGAAGCACCAGUUUGGUUUCGUGCUUCACGGUACGCGAUAUUUAUAUUCUGGAUUCAUGAAUUUGUGUUCAGAGUAGGAAUAAGUGGAAAAAAUCGUCAACAUAAAACGGACAAUGUCAAAUUUCCGUCAAAUAACUGGAGAAGUUGAGUUUUUAUCAUGAACGUAUUGCGAAUUGCGAUUUGCUAUUUUUGAUCCUGCUAACAAGUGAAGGAAAAAUUAAAAUACCAAUAAAAUGGUUCGGGUAAUGUCUGUUCACCAUUUUGCGAGUCAGGACAUUCAUACAUGUGAAGAUCCUCUAGCAGUAACUACUGCUCCACCAGACCUUCUACUCUUGGCUUUACCUCAACAUAUUGUAGAUGUUCGUGACUUAAGUAAAGGUGGUACCACUGCAUUUAUGUUCCCUACUGUGGAUGAAGUUCAAGUUUUGGUUCAUUGUUGUACUGGAAAUUAUGUUGCUACUUUGGAAAGUAAGCAGACGCGCCAAGGAAAGGAAUCAGUAUAUGCCCGCAUUUAUGCGAACUGGGAUGCAAGCCCACACUAUGAUUUAAGCACUCAGCCCAUGAGAGCUCGAAUAGCUGGAAGAGUAACACCUAGUAGUGCACAGUCUGGUACCAGUGGCUUGGAAAUGAUAGAACUACCUCUCAAGAGACUUCCUAAUGCUUUGGCAUGUUGUCAGAUAACUGGAAAUUUGGUUCUUGCAUCACAAAUGACAUUGACAUUAUAUCAUUUUCAAGUACGAACCCAUGAUAUAUCUCGUUUAAAAUUUAUUGACUUUGAAGAAUCUCCUGUGGGCCUCGAAAUAAGUUUUGUACCAUGGAAACUCGAACUUUGUGAAAAUGUUAUUGCAUGUAUGUCAAAAGAAAGUCUUCAUGUUUUGAGAGUUUGUUAUGGAUCAGAUAAGUGGCCAACAGUUGAAGAGACAAAUGACACUGCAACUGAGAGCUCAGAAAUUGUUGCUGAUGAUCAACCCAUAGAUUGGGAUGAAAUAUCUAAAAAUGAGAAACAGAGGAAAGCGUCUAAAUUUGUUCCAUCAAGUUCUAAGCAGAAGGAGAAUGUAAAUAACAAUAAUAGUGGAAAAUCAGUGCCAAUAGUCACAUACUUACCAGGCAUAAUGUCUGGAAGGAACAAUGAUCCAUGUUCCACUGGUGGCGAUGGAACAUAUCGCCAGAGUCCUUUUAUUAUUGCACCACCAGGAAUGAAUGUCAGUAGUACAUCUCCAGCAACAGGCUGGACAGAAGAAAGUCGAAUACUGCAUCUUUUACAACUUCGUAUUCCUUCUGUACCAAAUACUCCAAGUCUUCAACAUGAGUGUGUUCCUAAUGAUCAGUUCCAUUGUCUAGUUCUCAAACCAUUAUACAUUCAAGAUCCUGCUUGUGAUGUUAGUACUGCAGACAAACAUCAAUCUGGUGGACAUCCAAUGUCUUCUGUUUUCUCAAAACAUUUGUGUGGUGUAGUGUGUCUAGUUACAACACAUCAAGAAGGAUAUUUGUACUAUUUUUCAAUGGACUCUGCAUCUACAAUGCUUCAGCAAGCUGCAUGUGUGACAGUGUACCCUUUUACUGCACCUGUCUCAUGUGUUGUGUUGGAAGAUUGUCUUCUUCAUGCUCUUACUGACACUGGGUUGGAAACAUACACUCUUCGUAUUGGUCAUUACAUGCCAUCCUUCAGUCCGGAAGAAGCAAAUGUCACUCCCGCUUGGGCAGAACCAGUUUGUCUUGUUGGGUUGCGACCUUUCUUAGGCGUGGAGCAUCUCUUGCUUUCAAAUUCUUAUCUCCUUUUAUUGGCAUGUUCAGAAAGUUCAAGUAAUAGCAGUCUUGAUUCUCAAGGCAGUAAUUGGACUUUGUAUUCGUUGCAAACUCCUAGUCCUCUGACCUUGUAUGGUGAUAUCAUGAGUGUUGGAGGAAUGCAUCGGUGGACAAGCCCUGGAACUUACGGCCACCUGCUGGGAGAAGCUCAUUUAAUAUUGAGAGUUUCUCGUGCAUUGUUGCAUUGGAAAGCUCAUCAAGAAUGCGCGAUACCAUACCAGCAUUUAAGUGAUAGAAAUCAUAUGGAUGAUUUGUACAAAGAAUCUUGUGCAUUAUUAGGCGAUUACUACAUUACUGGCUGUACAGAUGAAGAUAGGGAAAUUGCUAUUCCAUGUUACAAAUUAUCAGGACUUAGUCCUAUAGAAGUUGUUGAACGUGUGAAGAAGAUUGACAUUCCUGAAGAAUUUGUGUUAGCGACAAAACAAUACUUGGUAAAAGGACUGAUGAGAUAUUUGAAAGAGAGCUUGCUGCAUAUGAACUGGGCAGAAAGUAAUGCAAACUUUACACCAGCAAUUCCUAGCUUUACAAAUACAUUACUUGAUCUUUUCGAGGAACAUGACCCUGAUGAGGUGUCUUGGUUAACAUUAAGAUCCAGUUUGCUUCGAGAGUAUGCCACUGAUAGAGUUCUUAAUAUUAUGAAAAAACAGCUUUGCACAAGACUUUUGCCGAAACCCAGUGAUGCUGUAGCUCUGGUUUUAUUAUGCAUUCAGAAAGGCUCACCGGGUCAGGCUGUUGCAGUCUUAGACUCUUUACCAGAAGAACAGUUAAGUGAUAUUUUGCUCUCAAAUAGCUCUCUUCUCUUUGAGACAACUUCAAGUAUUCCCAAUGUGAACAUGCCUACGGGGCUCAGCAUGAGGACAGAAACUGUUCUAACUUUUUCGGAACUAUCAGUUGUUUUGAUGGAUACCAAACCUGUUGUACUGGCUAAUAUCUUAUCAACAUUGGCAAUUUUGACAAACCAGAAAGUAACUUUACAUGACAUUUUGAAGGUUUUCCUUGAGUACAUUCCAUCAAGAAUUGGAAUAACAGGAUCAACUGCUAGUCUAGUUUUACAAAUAUUUUUGGAAAAGUACUUUGCUUGGUAUUUUACGCUUCCAACUACAUCAUAUGAUGCCCCUACUGUGGAAGCAUUGAAAAUAUUAGUUAGAUCAUAUUUGAGUGAUUUACAAAGAUGUGAUAUACCUAACUCUGCGAGAAAACUUAAUAGUGAUUCUUCUUCAAUAAAGCAGCAAAAUAAAACCCUUUCUGUAUUACUGAAGCAAUCCUCAAUAUUAUUUAUUGAUAAGCAUUUGCUGUUUUUGCAAAAAAUGCCUCCAUUUGCUCCUAGCCUGUCAAAGAAACUCAUGUCCAUGCAAAGUGGUAAAAAAGAGACUGAACACACAUGUAAUGAAGAUAAUUCUCAAAAUAGUGAAAGUCUAGUUAAAUUACAGGCAUUACUGUGUUCUUCUCGUUUACCAAAGGAGUGCUUAGUUGAAGUGUACCAGUUUGUUCAGUCUCAUCCUCAGCUGUAUGGGAAUCUCAGUCUUCAAGUUCUGUGUUUACCAGCUCGAGAAGGAGCCACAGUUCUUAUGAAUUUUUGUCCACAAGUUCUGUUGCAGUUUGCCAAAAAUAAAUUUGUUGCUGAAGUGGAAUGGAAAUACUUGCUACUCCUCCUACAGAGAAAAAUAUAUGCUUUACCAGAUGAUAAUGUUGUGAAACCAUUGUAUGUCCAAGUCAUGAAAGAUUGCUUGUCACAUCUCUCCACCACAUUACCUUUAGAAGAAUUUUGUAAAGUCCUUCCUCCAGGAACGGAAUCUUCUUACCAACAGUUCAUACGAGUAUGCCAACAAGUCAGUCAUGCUAAUCACAUUUUGACCCUUAUCAUGGCAACUGGACAGCAACUAUUGAGUACUCUUCAUCUAUGAGAUGUUCAUGUACUGUUCAUGACUACCAUGCUCUUAUGUCAGUAUCUGUGCACAUUUGUAUUUAUAUCAACUGAGAAAUAAAAUAUUUGUUGGAAAACUGAAA